AUGUAUAAUAAAAUACAAGAAUAUUUUAUCAUCUACAAGGACAAAGUGAAGAUAAAUUACAGAGUGAAGAUUAUUAUCAACUUAAAGAAUAUUAAGAGACUAUAUCAUUUAUGUAAAUAUAAUGAAAUAAAUGAAGUAUACAAUAGUUAUUCAACAUUUCAUGAAUUAAAAAGGGAUUUCGUGAAUGGGAAGUUCAAAUUGAACACUGAAAAAAUCAAAGAGAUUGUUAUUUAUGGGAAAACAACAGUUCCUAUUAAUACUGACCUUCGAGGUUGUUUAGUAUCGAAUUGUAUACUUCAUAAGACAAAAUGGCGUUCAUAUUAUGCUGAAAUGGUUAUUAUUACCAAUGGUAAUUUUCCAAAAGUUAAAAAUCAUCAAAAUCAAGCUUGGUUAGCAUAUCAUUAUGAAGCGCCUCCACAUAGUCGUUUAAAUAAACUAUUAGGUGAGAAAAUUAAUUUCACCGCCACAUAUAGACUUGAUUCAACAAUACACUUACCAUAUGGAAAAGUGAUAGAAAAUCUUGAAUAUCAUCAAAAGCUUUAUACUAAUGAUGAUAAUGGUCGUAGUAUUAGUACUGGUAAUUUGUUUAAACCACGAAAUAUAUCUGCAUUAAAGAAUAAAACUGUAGCAUGGAUUGUAAGUAAUUGUCAUCCGAACAGUCCAAGAAAUUUAUACGCCUAUGAAUUAUCGAAAUAUAUCACUGUUGAUGUAUACGGUAAAUGUAGCCAACGAGAAUGCCAAGAUUCAAAAUGUCAUAAAAUGUUAAAAGAACAAUAUAAGUUCUAUUUAAGUUUUGAAAAUUCUCUUUGUCAGGAUUAUAUUACUGAAAAAUUUUUUAAAAAUGCUCUAAUGAAUGAUGUUAUACCAGUCGUAAUGGGUGCAUCAAUUGAAGAGUAUAAAAGUGUAGCACCACCAAAUUCUUUCAUACAUGUUGAUCAAUUUUCUAGUCCAAGACAAUUAGCUAAAUAUUUACAUUAUCUGGAUAAAAAUCAUACAGCAUUUAAUGAAUAUUUCAUUUGGCAAAAUAAAUGGAAAGUAUUAUUAUUCCCUGAACGACCAGAAUGUGAUUUUUGUUUGUUGGCUAAUGCUUUGCCAAAUCUCAAACCAUCUUGGUAUAUUGAUGUUAAUUCAUGGUUUGACAGGGGUUGUCAAGGAAGGAGGCUAAAAUGGAAAGGCAGAUUUAUUGGAAGAAACGUAGGAAAUCAAAAAGAUUUCUCUGCGGCUAUUUGGUUCUCCACAUUGAAACAACAAAAUCUUUUAACGACAUCGACCAAUUCACAAAUGAAUUAA
Messenger RNA from Schistosoma rodhaini, 1290 nucleotides. The record is from the annotation of a GenBank genome assembly. Lineage: Eukaryota; Metazoa; Platyhelminthes; Trematoda; Strigeidida; Schistosomatidae.